This is a messenger RNA of Astyanax mexicanus (Mexican tetra), 3077 nucleotides long. It is a transcript of the gene sytl4, whose product is annotated as synaptotagmin-like 4. The record is from RefSeq and is a predicted model, not a curated record. Lineage: Eukaryota; Metazoa; Chordata; Actinopteri; Characiformes; Acestrorhamphidae. Gene Ontology annotation, cellular component: exocytic vesicle; plasma membrane. The transcript is spliced from 18 exons. The coding region runs from base 386 to 2551 and encodes 721 amino acids. Gene Ontology annotation, biological process: exocytosis; intracellular protein transport. Gene Ontology annotation, molecular function: neurexin family protein binding; small GTPase binding.
GACGUGUUGCUGUGUGUUAGUAGAGCGAGCUGCAGCACCUGUACACAGAGAGCUGAACUUAUCCCGGGAUAAAGAGCUCCACACUGAGAAUACUGAGCUUUACUUCACUCUGCCGGAUCCUCCGGGAGUAUAGUAGAGUAUAGUGGAGUAUUAUCAGUGUUUACUGGUUUAAGAGGAAGAGGGAGUGGAGUUAUAGAGACUGGGAGCUGCGGGAGAGGGCCCUUUCCCGUGACACUGGUGCCCGUAUCGAACGAGAAGCUCAGAUUCUUGGGAUGUUUGAUGCUUGUGAGGUUCUGCAGAGCAACAAAUCAAGGUGUAGAUCCACCUCACGCUCAGCACAGAGCUUCAGCACUUGGUCCUGAAGGCGAGGGUUUGACCGGGUGAGAUGGUGCAGAGCAUGGAGACCAUCAACGUCUCGUUCCUGACCGACUCUGAGCGGGACCUGAUCCUGAACGUCCUGCGCCGGGACGAGGAGCUCCGGCACCUGGAGGAGAAGCGGGUCAAGAGGCUGAAGUUUGAGUUGUUGGAGAUCAGGAGGAAGGGGGCGAAGCGCAGCAGUGGAAAUUACAGUACCCGCAGCUGUGGGCGCUGCCAGCAGCCCAUGGGCCGCUUGGGCUCCCGCACCAACCAGUGCCCGGUGUGCAAACACGAGGUGUGCCAGAACUGUCACGCCGUCCGACCCAACCGAGCCUGGGUGUGCAGUGUGUGUGCCAAAGAGGCAGAUCUGAAGAAGAGCACAGGCGAUUGGUUCUACGAUCAGAGGGUUAACCGCUUUUCCACAGCUCCGGGACGUGACAUAGUGAGGACCUCCCUCAGGAAGAGGCCUCCAACUAAGAAGCGUGAAACUACAGGACAGGUUCUGCUGAACAGUACAGAGCUGAACUCCAGCCAGAGUUUACCCGUUCCCCGACCCAGACUGAAGGAUCUCGCGCAGGGAAACACAACCUCAUCCAGUGAGAACCUGCAGCGCAGUGAUACGGACUCAGCCGAGAGAACCAGCCUGAGCAGCAGCCGGGCCGACACAGACUCCCUGCGCAGCACUCCGUCCCUGCAGAGGAAAGAAGAGCUGGUGAUUAGGUCCAGUCCAGCAGGUUCUACUGUCAGAGUGACUGUUCCCAGUCCUGCUCGCUCUGCUGCUCCAACUCCAGAACGGGCCCCUACUCCAGAACGGGCCCCGACUCCAGAACGGGCCCCGACUCCCACUAAAACACACAGUCCCUCAGGGUCCAUCUCUGGUACUGAGACUUCUUCUUUAGUUCAUCACAUUAAUCCGUGCUCAGAGGACUUCAGUGACGUUGAUGGAAUUUUUAAGAAGAGUGUGAGAAGAGUUCACAAACUGUCAGAUUUUAAGCCGACUUCAGUGACUGACCUGCGUAAAGAUGCAGAAGAGGAGACUACAGGUUCUAUGGGAGACAGAAGCAAGUCAGUUCCAGGUCUCAAUGUGGAUGAAGAUGAGGAGGAUGAAGAUAUUGAUAAUCUGGUGAUCAUGCACAGGCAGAGUGUGGGUAACAGUGCCGCCAGUCUCCGCAGCUCCAGGAGCACUCUGGGUAGUAUGAUGAGUGUGUACAGCGAGGCGGGGGAUUAUGAUAUCGUGGACGUGAGCGGAGAGAUCGUCUUCUCUCUGCACUACGAUGAAACGGCUCAGAGUCUGGCGGUGAUGGUGAAAGAGUGCCGGGGGCUGGCGUACGCCGACGCCGCUAAAAAGAAGUGCAACCCAUACGUCAAGAGCUACCUUCUCCCGGAUAAGUCCCGCCAGAGCAAGAAGAAAACUGCCACCAAGAGCAAGACCAUCAACCCCACCUACAACGAGACCUUAAAGUACUCCAUCAGCCGCUCCCAGCUGAUGACCCGAACCCUGCAGCUCUCAGUCUGGCACUAUGACCGUUUCGGACGCAACGCUUUCCUUGGAGAGGUGCAGCUGCCGCUGGACUGCCACGACAUCGACUCGGCCCAUGAAGAGUGUGUGAUCCUCAGGGGGAAGGCCGCUGGCUCUUUGGCCCCCUCUGCGUUUGCCCAGUAUAAAGGAGAACUGGUGAUUUCCCUGAAGUACGUCUCGGAGAAGAAAGCUCCUUCAGAAAAGCAGAAAGCAAAAAAGGCUAAAGCUGAGAGUGGUGGAGAGCUGCAUGUGUUAAUCAAGGAGGCGAAGAACCUCUCAGCUAUGAAAGCUGGAGGAACAUCUGAUUCCUUCGUUAAAGGAUACUUACUGCCAUCCAAGGGUAAGUCCACCAAGAAGAAGACUCAGGUGGUGAAGAAGACUCUGAACCCGCACUACGACCACACCUUCAUCUACAAAGACCUGAGUCUGGACCAGCUGAGGGGCGUGUGUUUAGAGCUCACUGUGUGGGACAGAGAGGCCAUGUCCAGCAACGACUUCCUGGGCGGAGUCCGCCUGAGCUCAGGGGCAGCGCAGCUGAAGGAGGGGAAGCAGGAGUGGGUGGCUGAUUCUACAGGAGAGGAAGUGUCUGUAUGGGAGAAGAUGAUGCAGUUCCCGGACUCGUGGGCAGAGGGCACAUUGCCGCUGCGCUCCUCCAUGGGCAAGAAGGGCAAAUAAGGACAAUCGCCUCACUGCUGAAAUCAAUUAAUCAACACAGCAGCAGCACACUACACUCCGGCAGAUACGCAAUAUUAUACGAAUAUAACAAUAAGAGAAACGUGUAUAAUACAGAUUUUAUGUUUGUAUGUAUGUUCAAGAAAAAAGUACGUUAUUGCAUUUUACUCCAUUUUAAAGCCAUUUUUUUAACCAAAGAAAUAGAUGGGGAACUGACUUUUUUUAGGGAUCAGUUUGGCUGCAGCUGAAUGUAUGUAUAGGUAAUAAAUUCUAUUUGCAAAUGUUUUUCUUAAAAAUGACAGAACAAAAUUGCUGAUUGCUGUUUUUACAUUUAUUUUAUUAUGUUUAUAAUGUUUUACUGACAUUCUUCCCAUUCACUGCUCUACAGUAGCAUAAAAAAUCCAACACAAUCUGUAUAAUAUUGAGAUGAUUAUGAUUAUUGACUGUGACCACUUGGGGCACGGUUUCUAUUUUUAAUUUCAAAGCUAUAUACAAAGCACUUAAUUUAAUAAAUAUUAAAUUAUAUUUA